Meleagris gallopavo (turkey) is the source of this 2973-nucleotide messenger RNA. The record is from RefSeq and is a predicted model, not a curated record. Lineage: Eukaryota; Metazoa; Chordata; Aves; Galliformes; Phasianidae.
GAUAUUUUGCACUGUCUCUUUCUUUUCCCUCCCUGCAGCAUUCAGCCUGUCUAUGGAGCACAGCAUCCUCCACUGGAUUCCCGCCUCACCAAAAACUUCAUCAAGGACCGCUCCAAAGCCAGUGCGCUGCCUAUGAAAAGUAAGAAGGCCUCCAGCUUUCAUGAGUUUGCCCGCAACACCAGUGAUGCCUGGGACAUUGGUGAUGAUGAAGAUGAAGACUUCACUUCCUCUUCUUCCUCUUUGCAAACUUUGAACUCUAAAGUGGCCAAGGCCACAGCUGCACAGGUCCUGGAGAACCACAGCAAGAUGCGGGUGAAACCUGAGAGGACUCAGCCUGCUCUCAGUGAGGUGCCCACCAACUGCAAGGUCAACAAGUCCAGCAGCGAGGCCCAGCUCUCCAGGAUGUCUGAGGAGACCUGUGUGCGGACCCCCCUCCAGAAGCAGCAGUCCCUCCCCCUUCGGCCUGUCAUUCCACUUGUCGCCCGAAUCUCCGACCAGAACGCUUCGGGUGCUCCCCCCAUGACGGUGAGGGAGAAAACCCGCCUGGAGAAAUUUCGGCAGCUCCUUUCCAGCCAUAACACGGACCUGGAUGAGCUGAGGAAAUGCAGCUGGCCUGGCGUGCCCAGAGAGGUCCGGCCUGUGACAUGGCGUCUCCUCUCAGGUUAUCUCCCUGCAAACAUGGAGCGUCGGAAGCUAACCUUACAGCGCAAGCGGGAGGAGUACUUUGGCUUCAUCCAGCAGUACUACGAUUCCCGGAACGAAGAGCACCAUCAGGACACUUACCGACAGAUUCACAUCGACAUUCCAAGGACCAACCCACUCAUCCCCCUCUUUCAGCAGCCACUUGUCCAGGAGAUCUUUGAAAGAAUCCUGUUUAUAUGGGCCAUUCGACACCCAGCCAGUGGCUAUGUACAGGGAAUCAAUGACCUGGUCACUCCAUUCUUUGUUGUGUUCCUCUCUGAGUAUGUUGAAGAGGACGUGGAGAACUUUGAUGUGACGAACUUGUCACAGGAUGUUUUACGGAGCAUUGAAGCUGAUAGUUUCUGGUGCAUGAGCAAGCUGCUGGAUGGGAUACAGGAUAACUACACCUUUGCACAGCCAGGAAUCCAGAAGAAAGUCAAAGCUCUGGAGGAGCUUGUGAGUCGGAUUGAUGAGCAGGUACAUAAUCACUUUAGGAAGUAUGAAGUUGAAUACCUGCAGUUUGCCUUUCGUUGGAUGAACAAUCUGCUCAUGAGGGAGUUGCCUCUUCGCUGCACAAUCCGCCUUUGGGACACCUACCAGUCAGAGCCAGAGGGGUUCUCGCAUUUCCACCUCUAUGUCUGUGCCGCCUUCUUGAUCAAGUGGCGGAAGGAGAUCCUGGAUGAGGAAGACUUCCAGGGCCUUCUAAUGUUGUUACAAAACCUGCCGACAAUACACUGGGGCAAUGAAGAAAUCGGGCUCCUCCUUGCUGAAGCCUACAGACUCAAGUACAUGUUUGCAGACGCUCCCAAUCAUUACCGCCGAUAGGUGCCAGGACUCAACUCCCUCCUCUGCCCACCUCCUCCUCCUGGCCCGAUCUGAUCACUGUGGCAUUUUGUCAUCCACGUCCUCGGAUGCUUCAGCUGGGAGCUGCUCUUCGCUGUACAAAGCUCAUGUUGACUUAACUCUUCUGCGUGCCUGUCUGCCACUCCACACACCUGGAUGUGCCACUCCAACCACUGUCAGUAUUUCACUCUGUGCUGGUGGCCUGAGCCAGGGAGAGAGGCUUGAAGGGGCAGGGGACAGCUUUACAGAUAACUGAGCUCUCCCAGCCCUGCCUUGGGCUUGUCCAGCUGCCGGUUGCCUUGCUAUGCUGUGACAUGUUUGCCCACUGCUGCACCUGUGUACACACAUGCUCGUGCCUCACAUGUGUGUGCUGCCCUGUCUGCUCCCUUCUCUCUUCAGCUGCAGUUUGAUCCAGCUCCCAGACAAAAAUGCCUUAUCAGUGACUGGCUGGAGAACUUCCCUGAGGCUGCAGGGUGAGAAGUUUCUCAGGGCCCAGCUUCAUUCCUCAAGCCUUGUGGGUUCACGAGGGAGCUGCUCACACCUGCCCUCUCCUCUCCCUCCUCUUUGCCUUUCUCCAGGUAUGAGGCAGUGUGGUGGGCACGGUGGGGGUUACCCCACCCACGUGGUCUGCAUGAUGCACACCGCUGUGAUGAGACGCUCUGAUGUGCCAUCGGCGCAGCCCCUCGCAGCGUGAGGGCAGCAGGGGGACUUCUGGAACCUCCUUGCAAAGCCCCCAUUCUUCCGAGGCGUUCUGUGUAUAUUGUGUUCUUGUGUAUAUGGGUCAAAGAUGUACAAUAUAUGUCCUCCAUUUGUAGCAGAUAUGAUUUUAUAUUUAUAACGUGGGUCCCUUGUUCUCCCUGUCCUCUCCAUGGCAGCGUAGGGUUUUGGACCCCUCUGGAGGUGAGGGUGAAGUCAGAGCCACGGGUAUUUCUGCCCUGACAUGUUUGGAGUGUGGAGUUUGUCAGGAAGGUGGGUGUCAGGAAUGUGUAUCUCGAGGCUUCCCCUGCAAAGAGGAGCGCAGGAGUUGGAAGGGGACGGGAGCUGAGAGCAGCUCGAGGAGAUACAGGGUAUGGUGCUGCAGGGCACCAUGGUGCCAGUGCCACCAGCGGGCUCUUGGGCACCAAAGGUUCCCCAGUCCGGUGCUGGCUGUGCCCACUGCUCCCUACAGUGUGGAUGCAUCCUCUGAGAGAGAGAACACAGCCAGAAACCACCCUGGGUUCUUAAAUGAAACCAAUUGUGAAUGUUUUAUUGGGCUGGUUUCCUUCUGUCCCCCUCCUGCAGAGGACUGGGGGGAGGGGGGUAGGGGGAGGGAAGGAAGAUAUGACCCCCCCAUUUCUUGGGGCGGAACAUGGAGGUGCCCGGUGGGAAGGGGCAGCAGGGGCUGAGCAUGUGAAAGGCAGAGCCUUGUUGCCAAUAAAACUCCAGUGUCUCAAGAAACUGCUUUCCUAA